Messenger RNA from Meriones unguiculatus (Mongolian gerbil), 4990 nucleotides. It is a transcript of the gene Wfikkn2, whose product is annotated as WAP, follistatin/kazal, immunoglobulin, kunitz and netrin domain containing 2. Gene Ontology annotation, molecular function: serine-type endopeptidase inhibitor activity; receptor antagonist activity; transforming growth factor beta binding. Gene Ontology annotation, biological process: negative regulation of transforming growth factor beta receptor signaling pathway. Gene Ontology annotation, cellular component: extracellular region. The transcript is spliced from 2 exons. Bases 2192 to 3643 code for a protein of 483 amino acids. The record is from RefSeq and is a predicted model, not a curated record. NCBI's taxonomy places the organism in Eukaryota, Metazoa, Chordata, Mammalia, Rodentia, Muridae.
GGGUCUGUGAUGGUGCGAGAGCUCUGCCGUGCCCCCAGGGCCACGCAGGGACACAGGUCCUGCCAGCCUAGAGGCAAACAGGGCCCGACGCCUGCCUAUUGCUGCUAAGGCCCAGAAGGAGAGGGUAUCGUGUCCAAAUCCAUCUCGGGCCAUUGCUCUUUGUGCUGGCGAGGGCUGAUGUGGGCACAUUGGGAAGACACAUCUGGUGUGGUGGACGUCCAGCUGCCCAGUCGCAGGUGAGAGAAUGGACACUCAGAAGGAGAGCGGCAGGUUAGCGUGGAAGCCUUUCUGUGGGGCACCGUGGCUGCCGGUAGCUUCGCCCAGCUUCUCGGCCCUUCGCCAGGUUUGGACUCAGACAUGCAGCAGCCACGAGGCUGCUGGACAGACAGAGCGGGAGCCAGUCUGUACUAGUGUCCCGGGAGAGAAAUGAGCUGAGUUCCCACAGCUCUGCAGUGCUCCCAUACACUCCUCCCUUGUGGCCACUGCAGCAGGCGAGGGCCACUUCCAGAUAGUUCUUCCCUGGCUGCCGGGUGGGUUCUUCCAAGGGCCAUCCUGGUGUGCUUGGAGAAAAGCCCACACAGGUUUACCAUAGUACCUGGGUAUGGCCCUUCCCUGUCUGGCCAUCUCUGAGGGUGGCCCUGAGUCUCCCAGGGCUUUGGGUCUGGGUUAGGCAUCACUAAAGAACGUGGGAGACCCUGGUACUUCUGGAACUUAGCUGACUGUGCAAGAAAGUAUGGGGCUCCCCUCGGAGAGAGGGGCUGCUGCCUCGAGUUCCCUGGGGACAAUUUCUCAGGCCUCUCAAGACAGGUGUACACAGUGGUGGCGUUGAGGAAGAAUGACCAGGGGGGAGGGGCAAUUCUCCCAUCCCUAGAGCAGAGGCCAUCAGAUGGCUUGCCUUUGGAGAUUCUUUUGCACCGAUGCUGACUAGUUUGAAGUCGGGUGGGAUUUUAGGGACAGCGGCAUCCUAGCUGGCUUUGAAUGUCUGGGUAAGGCUAAGGACCCAGGAAACCUAUGGAUACAUCGUAACUCCUUAGAGAGUGUUCUAAGUAUCUCCUCAGGCACUCUUUCCCCUGGUCUCCAAGGGCUCUGGCUCCUGGGUGUCUAGCCACUCCUGAACCUCUGGGCCACACUGGACCGGGAUAACCAUCAGGCCAAAGAGCAGGUUUUCCUGGCCACAGGUCACUAUGUCCCUGUCCACCCUCCAUUCUCAAGAUCUCUCUCCCUUGAAGCUCAGCUCUGGAUGUGACCCAUCCCGUCCCCAGGCUUCCCCCGUUGUGGCCCAGAAGCCUACGCCAAGCGAGAGUUUCAAAACAAAGUCCUUAUUCUGCGCCCAAUGGGGGAGAACAGUAAACGAGCCGGCUCCACACAGCCGAGUGGGGGACUUUCCCCCCUCUUAGCUCGUGUGGAAUGUCAAAAAGGCCGGCAUCAAAGUGAGAAGGAAGAGAGGCCAGGGUGGCGGGGACCAAGUCACACAAUCACUACCUGGUGGAGGAUUAGCCACCCAGCCGGCCGCACACGGCGGGACGCUGUGCGAGGCGCCACACGCCAUCCAGGGUUUGCGUCGGCUCCGGUGGCAUGUGCUAAUUUAGAGGAAUUAGAGUAAAGCCUUCCACGACUCAGCAGAAGUCAGAGGGGGAUUACAAAGCUGGCAAGGCUUUACUGAUACCACACGGGGACUCUUUUUUUUUUUUUUUGUCACAGAGGUCUCUGACAUCCUGGAUUCAGCGUGUGUUGCUGUCUCCCGGGUGGGGGUGAGGGGAGAAGGGGGUGGCUAGCCUCGAACAUGGGUUCAAAGGUGCGACCUCCUCAAGUUAGCCAACACAUCCUUUACCCCCGUGGGAGAAAGACAAAAGGUCAGCCUCGCUCUGUAAGCCUGUGCUUCGUCUGGGUGACCGUACGGCGUCCCAUUUCAGCAUCCCACUUAGGAGGGCCUACGCCCUUUUCCGUUGUCUCUCAUCUCUGUGGCUCGAGUAUCACCUCUCUGCCUACAUUCGCGUUUUGAAAGUGGUAGUGACGACAUAUCCUGUGAGAGGUCCGUGGCCCAUCUCUUCCUAUACUUCCCAGCCUUGGGACCGUGGGCAAGUCGCUCAACCUCUCCGCGCUUUAGAUGACCGUGUAGAAGGAAUGUGAGACCUACGAGAAAUGCUGCCCCAACGUGUGUGGGACCAAGAGCUGCGUGGCGGCCCGCUACAUGGAUGUGAAAGGGAAGAAGGGCCCCGUGGGCAUGCCCAAGGAGGCCACGUGUGACCACUUCAUGUGUCUGCAGCAGGGCUCUGAGUGUGACAUCUGGGACGGACAGCCCGUGUGCAAAUGCAAAGACCGCUGCGAGAAGGAGCCCAGCUUCACCUGCGCCUCUGACGGCCUCACUUACUACAACCGCUGCUACAUGGACGCCGAGGCCUGCUCCAAGGGCAUCACGCUGGCGGUGGUCACCUGCCGCUAUCACUUCACCUGGCCCAACACCAGCCCUCCACCCCCCGAGACCACUGCGCAUCCCACCACAGCCCCUCCGGAGACCCUGGGGCUGGACCUGGCAGCCCCGGCCCUGCUCAACCACCCUGUCCAUCAGUCCGUCACCGUGGGCGAGACCGUGAGUUUCCUCUGUGACGUGGUGGGCCGGCCCCGGCCAGAGCUAACCUGGGAGAAACAGCUGGAGGACCGAGAGAACGUGGUCAUGAGGCCCAACCACGUGCGUGGCAACGUGGUGGUCACCAACAUUGCCCAGCUGGUCAUCUACAAUGCCCAGCUGCAGGAUGCCGGCAUCUACACCUGCACAGCUCGGAACGCUGCCGGGGUCCUGCGGGCCGACUUCCCGCUGUCGGUGGUCAGGGGGGGUCAGGCCAGGGCCACCUCGGAGAGCAGUCUCAACGGCACGGCCUUCCCGGCAACCGAGUGCCUGAAACCCCCAGACAGUGAGGACUGCGGAGAGGAGCAGACGCGCUGGCACUUCGAUGCCCAGGCUAACAACUGCCUCACUUUCACCUUUGGCCACUGCCAUCGCAAUCUCAACCACUUUGAGACCUACGAGGCCUGCAUGCUGGCCUGUAUGAGCGGGCCUCUGGCCACGUGCAGCCUGCCCGCCCUCCAGGGGCCCUGCAAAGCCUAUGUGCCACGCUGGGCCUACAACAGCCAGACAGGCCUUUGCCAGUCCUUCGUCUACGGCGGCUGUGAGGGCAAUGGCAACAACUUUGAAAGCCGUGAGGCCUGUGAGGAGUCGUGCCCCUUCCCAAGGGGCAAUCAGCACUGUCGGGCCUGCAAGCCACGGCAAAAGCUUGUCACCAGCUUCUGUUGGAGCGACUUCGUCAUCCUGGGCAGGGUCUCGGAGCUGACUGAAGAGCCUGACUCGGGCCGUGCCCUGGUGAUGGUGGAUGAGGUCCUCAAGGACGAGAAGAUGGGCCUCAAGUUUCUGGGCCGGGAGCCGCUGGAAGUCACUCUGCUUCACGUAGACUGGGCCUGCCCUUGCCCCAACGUGACCGUGAGCGAGGCGCCCCUCAUCAUCAUGGGAGAGGUGGAGGGUGGCAUGGCCAUGCUGAGACCCGACAGCUUUGUGGGGGCAUCCAGCACGCGGCGGGUCAGGAAGCUGCGUGAGGUCAUGCACAAGAAAACCUGUGAUGUCCUCAAGGACUUCCUGGGCUUGCAAUGAAGCUGGCCCGGCCCGUCUACCCUGACCCUCCUCUGCCCCAACCCCUGCCCUCAGUCAGUCAGCCACUGGGCCAAGAUCAGAUGAGAUGGCCUUGGCUAGGGGAGAGACAUCAGCUCACUUGUGGGAAGAAAGCCACCAGAGUCUUAAAACCACCUCUAUUCUUUGGGCUCAAUAAAAGGUCCAUAUCUUUUUCUUUCUUUCCUUUUUUUCUCUGAGACAGGGUUUCUCUAUGUAGCCCUGGCUGUCCUGGACUCACUCUGUAGACCAGGCUGGCCUUGAACUCACAGAGAUCUGCCUGCCUCUGCCUCCAGAGGGAUGGGAGUAAAACCACCACGUCUGGCUAAAAGGUCCAUAUCUUUUUUAGCUGGUGGGAGGAGGAGGGUGGGCAAAGGGAAGAGAAGAAACGUGUAAGUUAUUUCCCAUGGGUGGUCCCCUCAGGUAGUUUAACCCUUUGCUGACCCAUGCCUCUCUGCCCAGACUCCUAGCCAGGGGUCAGGAGGAGAUGGCGUCUGCAUUGUUAAAUGGUUUAGCUUGCACAGCAGGUAUUCGGGAGCCUGAGGAUUGCUUAAGACAACUACCCCACUGCCUCCCUCCUCACUGCAGUCAGAGACUGCCUCACAUUAAGCACUGUCCAACCCAGGCGAGAACCCUAAUGGAGGGUGCAGGGACAGCUGCCUUUGGUGGGGUCAACAGCAGAAUCCAUGUUCUCUUUCCUUAGCUGCAUUGGUUUGUUGGUUUGCUUCUGUUCAUUUCAGCUCAGUGAAUACUUCCUGGGUGCCGGACCCUGGAACCAUAGACAGCUGUUACUGAUCUACUGGCAGAGCCAAAAAAGGCAAAGUCCUGAUCCCAGGCUGCCCCGGGGGCCAGUGGGUGAUUGGCAGCAGGCAUGUCCAUAUGAUGGAUGGUGUGCUUUUCAUGUGCCAUGGGCUUCCUUGGAGAUGUCCCAGGAUCUGUUUUUGUAGCAAGAGAAAUAAAGACAAAAGGCAGGAGGGAGAGGGCACAGCCUAGGGAUCAGAGCGGAGGUGGAUCGGGGAGAAUGAUGCCAUCUGGCGGUGAGUACGGGCACCUGCGUGGGUCAGGAAGGAGGCUCUAUUUAGGUGGGGGCUUGGGAGGGAGUGCUUAUGGAGACAGCAGCUCUGAGAGAAGCUGUUUCUUCUGAUCCCAGCUACACAGGCACUGGGUAGAGGACUGGGGGCCCCUCUGUCUUCUCUGCAUCUGCCCUGUUCCCUCUUCAGCCCUUCAUUGUGUCCACAUCCGUCCAAAGGAGGCAUUGUGGGAUGCCCAUGUCUUCCUGAAAUUAAUACAAGGAGGACGAUACUCAAUAAAAGUUCACAGUGCCAACUUCUC